Messenger RNA from Xenia sp. Carnegie-2017, 2157 nucleotides. RefSeq lists its product as uncharacterized. Lineage: Eukaryota; Metazoa; Cnidaria; Anthozoa; Malacalcyonacea; Xeniidae. Bases 1 to 2157 code for a protein of 718 amino acids. The record is from RefSeq and is a predicted model, not a curated record. The transcript is spliced from 2 exons.
AUGUACAAACUCUCUAAGAAGAAGGCUGCCCGCUCAAUUCUUGAUAACACGAGCCCUACAUAUUCUGGCACCGUUACUGAGGCCGAACAAUUCUUCACUGAAGUAUUUGACGAUAAAUCGUGCGAUACGGAUGCCCUAUCUAAUCUGCUAACUGAGCUUGUCCCCCAGAUAGAAUGUGGCCACAACCUCGACUCACUGAUAUCACCCGAUGAGAAGAACAUCUACCUGGCUUGGCUUGACCUCAAGAAUGCUUUUGGAAGUGUACCACACAACGUAAUAUCUACAACCCUGAAACAUCUUGGCGUCCCUAACUCACUUGUGGAACUUAUCAUAAGCAUCUACAAGGACGCCACAACCACAAUCAUCACGUCGAAUGGGAACACAAAACCUAUCCCGAUCCUCGCUGGAGUCAAACAAGGCUGCCCCCUCUCGCCGAUCUUAUUCAAUCUCUGCAUCGAAAUAAUUCUUCGAGGUAUUACUUCUAAAAACCAUCAAUUGGGUCCCGUAAAACACCACUCGUGCGAAAUCUCGGUUCUUGCCUAUGCUGAUGACCUUGUUGUCUUAGCAAAGAAUGAAUAUCAACUCCAGUCUCUCCUAAACAGUGCAUCCAACCUAGCCUAUACAAUUGGUUUGGAAUUUAGACCUGACAAAUGUGCCUCACUAGCCAUCACCUACAGUAAAAGAGUGAUCGGUAAUAUACAACCUUCCACAUUCAUUGUCCAAGAUAAACAAAUUCCACACCUAGCCGAAGAAGAGCACUAUAGAUACCUUGGCAUUCCAAUUGGCCUAAUUAGAGACUUCUCUUCAAUCCAGAACCUUACCGAUAAUCUCUGCCGUGAUCUUGAAUGUAUCAACAAUUCUCUUCUUGCUCCAUGGCAAAAACUGGACAUGAUUAAAACAUUCAUCCAACCAUGUCUAACUUAUGCCCUACGCGCAGGAGAACCAAAGAAAGCAUCCUUAAUAAACUACCGUAAGAAAUUAAUCGAAGUGGUCAGAUCAAUAUGUAACCUCCCUCUCAGAGCCACCACACACUACAUCUUCUCUUCCAUAAAAUCAGGAGGACUCGGCCUUCAAGACCCGGCCGCUGAAGUUGACGUCCAGACUGUUGUCCAGGCAAUAAAAAUGCUCAGCUCUUCUGACAAAACUGUUGCGAAUAUCGCUAAACAAGAAAUACUACGUACAGUCAGUUUUGCCAGUAGAUCGGACCCUUCGCCUGCCCUAAUUAAAGACUUCCUGUCUGGAUCAACAACUGGUUGCUUCCACAAGGACGUUAUCCGAUAUCGCACGCACUCUCUUUGGACUAGAACUCGAAAUGCCUGCAGGAAUCUAAACAUAACUUUCGCUGUACCACCAAAUGAUCAACCUGCCAUCUUUUCAACUAACAAAGGCCCUUGUACAGCCAAAGCUGCCUCUGCAUUCUUACAUCAACACGUGCAAAACAUCUCAAGCACCAAACUAUUGAACCUCCCUGAUCAAGGCAAGGUAGCUUCCACGCUCAACAGAGACUGCUUUGGCAAUGGCUCAAAAUUCCUUAACAAUGGUCUAAACAUGAGAUUUAGCGAUUGGAGGUUCAUACAUAAGGCAAGACUAAAUGUGGUUCCAGUUAACCAAAAUAAAUCCAAAUGGAACAACACAUCAUCAUCGUGCCGAAAAUGCCAUGACACCUCAGAAACCUUACCUCAUAUUCUCAACCACUGUAACACAAACAUGGUCAACAUCCGUAAAAGACAUGAUCAAAUAGUCGAUAGACUGGUUAAUGCAACAAGAUCGGGCACAAUCAAAGUUGACCAACAAGUCGACGGCAUUGAAGAUGAAUGUAGACCAGACAUAGUUAUUGAAGACGGGAACAAUGUCACCAUCAUCGACGUAACUUGCCCGUUUGAGAACGGUACUGAUGCGCUGUCAACCGCUGACUUCCACAAAAUAACAAAGUACGAACACGUCAAACGCUACUUCCAAUCUACCGGUAAAUCCUGUAGCGUUCAUGGCUUUGUUAUCGGCUCUCUCGGUGCUUGGCAUCCCAACAACGAAGUUGUCCUGUCAAAACUGAACAUGUCCAACAACUAUAAAUCCCUCUUCAGAAAGCUGUGCUGCACCGAUGUCAUCCGUGGCUCAGCAGACAUAUACUACGAUCAUGUGAAAUAUGGCCUCACCUAA